This is a messenger RNA of Oncorhynchus nerka (sockeye salmon), 7241 nucleotides long. Its product is annotated as zinc finger protein ZIC 1-like. The coding region runs from base 1305 to 2636 and encodes 443 amino acids. Lineage: Eukaryota; Metazoa; Chordata; Actinopteri; Salmoniformes; Salmonidae. Gene Ontology annotation, cellular component: nucleus. The record is from RefSeq and is a predicted model, not a curated record. The transcript has 3 exons. Gene Ontology annotation, molecular function: RNA polymerase II cis-regulatory region sequence-specific DNA binding; DNA-binding transcription factor activity, RNA polymerase II-specific. Gene Ontology annotation, biological process: regulation of transcription by RNA polymerase II.
AGAGGUGCUGUGUGCACAGGAAGUGAUGAGUGAGCCUACCUGGGAUUGUGAGGCUACUUGCAGUGUUUUUCAACAUUGACAAUGGAUUGUUAUUUCGAGAUAGACCUAUAGCCGAUUUGAACUGACAAAAAAAAAAAAAAAUGAAAUAACUUAAUCGUGGCACUUGUAGGAUAAUUCGUAUAUUAUUAGUCCUAUUAUAAUGUGUUUGUGACAGUCACAUAUAGACGUUUUGGCUGUUUGUAGUAAUAUUCCCUUGUGGUAUGUAUCCAUGCAGCCUCUACUCCCUAAACUACUUGAAUAGAGAGGGGGAAAUGGAGUCGAGCCGUCUUUUCCGUUCCCUUUCAUCCUCCGGAAAUUUGACUGGAUCCAAAGAUUGCCAUGGAAAUCAACAAAGACAUCGCCAUGCCCUCAACGUGUGUCCUAUGAAAUCAAACAAAUAUCCCGGAUCAACAACAAAGAGUGUGUGGUAUACUGCCUCCCCAGUCUCUUUGCUGAGCAACAACAUUCAGCGACACAUUGACUUCUUGGUAUGCAACCGAAUAGCCAUGCUCUACAUCAGCAUUUGCCACCCCCUUCCCUAACAAAAAGUGUGUUUUAGUAUGGAAAGUUGUUGCUAUGCAUUAGUUAUAGAGGAACAUGCAUGCAUUUGACUUUUACAGUGUAUAGUGUGACUGAAUAGCCGACGACUGUCUACAUUUUCACACCGUCUAUUGUUGCUUUUAUUUCUCUCAACUUUCUUUCUUGUGUUAUUCAGCCGUUUAACCAAAACCACAGUCAGCAAUCUCACAAUACCUGGGAUUGAUGAUGCACACGGACCAAUAGGAGAGGGGCCUCGGCACGCGGAUUGUUAUUUGAUGGGUGCAUGUUAGUAGGGGGAUAAGGCCUCCUCCAAUGAUCGUCUGAGUACCGGGUCACAUGUUUGGUCCCCCCUUCCUCUCCAUUCAUCAGGGGUGGACUGUGUUGUCUUUUCAAUUCAUUUAUCUGCAGGAAUGAUUGCGACUAUCAGUCUGAAGCUCACCGCCUGACUGGGGAGGUGAAAGUUUCGCCACAGGAAGAUAAACCGCAAAAUACAAUAUUGUACAUGAUUUGCGUGUGCAUCGGAUGAGAAUUAGUGUGGGGGAAAAUUCCACUCUUGUUUUAGGUAAAUAGAAAACCGGUGGAUUGGAGUUUGUACUCCUGUAAGGUCUGAGAGAGACUUUUGCAUAAAGAGAGAAAGCGAGAGAGGUAUAGAAGUGAGAGAAUAACUGUUCGUGAUUUUUUAUUUCUGCUCUCAGUCGCCUCAUUGAGUUGUAGACUGCCGGAAGAUGCUUCUGGAUGCAGGACCCCAGUACCCCACCAUAGGAGUCACUACGUUCGGCUCCUCAAGGCAUCACUCAACAGGCGAAGUCACAGAAAGAGAAGUGGCUUUGGGGAUAAAUCCGUUCGCAGACGGGAUGGGAGCUUUUAAAAUCAACCACAGCUCCCACGACCUGGGCUCCGGCCAGACGGCGUUCUCCUCCCAGGCUCCCGGCUACGCUGCUGCCGCCCUGGGUCACCACCACCACCCGACACACGUCAGCUCCUACUCCACCGCAGCCUUCAACUCCACCCGGGACUUUCUCUUCAGAAACCGGGGCUUCGGGGAUGCCACCAGCGCGCAGCACAGCCUGUUUGCCUCCGCAGCGGGAAGUUUUGCAGGGCCACAUGGACACUCCGAUGCCGCGGGGCACCUGCUCUUCCCGGGACUCCACGAGCAAGCCGCAAGUCAUGCAUCAUCAAAUGUCGUCAACAGCCAGAUGCGGCUUGGCUUUACCGGGGACAUGUACGGCCGGGCUGACCAGUACGGCCAUGUUACGAGCCCCCGCUCCGACCACUACGCCUCCUCCCAGCUGCACGGCUAUGGCCCCAUGAACAUGAACAUGGCGGCUCACCACGGGGCAGGGGCCUUCUUCCGAUACAUGAGGCAGCCCAUCAAACAAGAGCUCAUCUGUAAGUGGGUCGAGCCCGAACAGUUGUCGAACCCCAAAAAGGCUUGCAACAAAACGUUCAGCACGAUGCACGAGCUCGUGACCCACCUGACAGUGGAGCAUGUGGGGGGACCGGAACAGUCUAACCAUAUCUGCUUCUGGGAAGAGUGCGUCCGAGAAGGAAAACCGUUCAAAGCCAAAUACAAACUGGUAAAUCAUAUCAGAGUGCACACCGGAGAGAAACCAUUCCCAUGUCCCUUCCCCGGCUGUGGAAAAGUGUUUGCCCGAUCGGAGAACCUGAAAAUCCACAAAAGGACACACACUGGUGAAAAACCUUUCAAGUGUGAGUUUGAGGGCUGCGACAGACGGUUUGCCAACAGCAGCGACCGGAAGAAACACAUGCACGUCCAUACAUCUGACAAGCCUUAUCUCUGCAAGCAAUGCGACAAGUCCUACACACAUCCAAGCUCUCUGCGGAAACACAUGAAGGUUCACGAGGCUACCACGCAAGGACCCCAACCGUCACCAGCGGCCAGUUCCGGGUACGAAUCGUCCACGCCGCCCACCAUCGUGUCCCCGUCCACAGAGAACCAUAAUUCCAGUUCCAUAUCACCGGCAACCUCGACAGUACACCACACGACCAGUCACCACACCACGCUGUCGUCAAAUUUUAACGAAUGGUACGUGUAAAAUAUUUUCACAAAGACUGCAGAAAUAGGACUGCUUGGAAUCAAAGACUUUGAAAGUCAGUCUUAUAAAUGCGUGGACAGAGAAAAUACAAGGAAGCCAAAAUGGUUGGUUAAUGGCUACAGAGAGAGAGACAGAGUGAUGCAUGGACAAGGUGCACGACCAGCUACCAAGUUAAAGUUUUUUUUAAACAUCCCCCCCCCCCCCCCCCCCCCCGGCUCUUUUUUGAAAGACUGCACGCAAGAUAUCUCAAUGCAUGCUAUCUGCGGUUCGUGGCCUGAUUUUCUUUGUACAUAAAGAUUCACAGUUCAAACAUGUUAUAUUUUAUUUUGUAAAUAGUUAUAUCACAGUUUAAGGGCAUUUGUGAAAAUGUGGUCCCUAGAUAUAUGGAAAAUGAGAUGGUUUUACCAAUAAUAUUGCGAUGACUAGUGUUGAUUGAACAGAAUGUUGUAGUUGAUGUGUACCCAAUGUGAAUUACUCAGUAUAACUUCCGUCUCCACUAUGACGUCGACCUUACCGACUAUUAGUCUAUUUAUGUGCUUUUGUAUUUGGUGCCACAUUCCGUCUACGGUCCAGUUGGAGUAGCACAGUACUUACCAUUGCUGUUAUUUAAUGUCAUGUCGAUAAAUCGUGUAGUGAAAGCCUGAAACUCCGUGUCAAUCUGUUUAUGUACGUGAUAAAAUAUUUUAAAAAACUAUUUGUCCAUUACCUUGAUAAUGUCAAGGCAGUAUUACCUACAUGUAUAUAGCUCAAUUUUCCAUAUUUAUCCGCAUGUAAAGGGUAACGUUAGAAAUGAUCGGGAAUUAUGGAGAAAUACGCUCUUAUGUAGAAUUUAGUCUACACAAAAUGUUUGGUUACAUUUCGUACUAUAUUAAAGCAUAAAAAAAUACAACCAACUAUUGUCUUCCAAUAUUUUUUGUUUCUCAUCGCCUACUGUCUAAAUAUGACUGGACAUCAAAAUGACUGCUUCGUGAUUACCUAUGUAUACCAUUAUCAUUAACAACACACUUAAAUAGAGAACUAGGCAUUUCGUAAAGCAUGAUAAGCCUAUAUAUGAGGUAUUAUAUUGAAAUAACUAUCAUACUAAAAGUAACCGUUUUAAAUGACAUGUUCCCAGAGGCACAAAUCAAAUAGGUGGUGCACAUUUCAUAACACCUAGACUAUCACUAAAGGGACGUGAUGUGGUCUUAUCAGGCUAGGCUAACACCUAGACUAUCACUAAAGGGACAUGAUAUGCGGACCGUCUUAUCAGGCUAGGCUAACACCUAGACUAUCACUAAAGGGACAUGAUGUGUGGACGGUCUUAUCAGGCUAGGCUAAGCUACUGCUCUAUCAUAAGCUACUGCUUAUCAAAGGGCACCACCUAAAUCACAUCAUGCUAGCCUUUUUAGGCUUGCACAAUCCAAUUCAGUAAUACGAAUUAAUGUUAAGUAAUUUGAUUAUUCCUGUCCUUGUCUCCUGUUAAUCCAUAAUUAAAACAUACCAGUCCUUGCCCUCGAGUAAUUCGAGAAUGUAAACGGUUAAUCGUGACGGAUAUAAUUAUCAGUCUGUGUAAACGAAAUUGUUUAUGUUUUUACUUAAUUGUUGUCGAUGUAAUUCAGUUUCUCAAAGCUAGCUGUGUCAGAUGGAUGUGCCGAGGAAGUGUUGGGACUUCUGGAGUCAGUGUUGUAGUCUUUGUUCCGUGGUGUAGCCAGCCUGGUUGACCGGACCAUUAGGCAGGGUUCACGUCAACAGACAGACGCCAGUGAUCACCAGCCUGGCCUGCGUCGUUAACACUGCCAGUGCGCUAAGGCGACACAGAAUAGAAUCAUAUAAUCCCCGAUCUGUCAGUCUGCAGCUGACAACAUGACACGUUGGACAGGCCGAAAAAUGACGAAACAAUUCUAACAGAAAAGACGAAGACAAAUGGCCUGCACACAAUGUUCAAUUGAUCAGUCAUCAGUAACAAUCCUCACGCAGUGUGUUUAUGUGUUUUAUUUUUUUUACAUAUAGUUUACAGUAAUACUACGCGCCUAAACAUUUCCUCUGAAAUAAGAUUUGAAAUAAGAUCUGUUUUUUUUUUUUUAUUAAAAUGAUUUGCAAUCGUACAGGAUGGAACUAAGAGUUGAAAUAUGAUAUGUUUUUAUAAAAUACGUUACCAUGGUCCAGGAUGAAAUAGAAGAAUUACUAUGUGCUUUUCCAAGUCCAUAUAAAACAUUUGAUUUAAAAUGUAAGAGUGUGUGUAUGUGCAUUCGUGUGUGUGUAAUUUAAAUGGCGGAAAUUCAUGAUAUCUAAGGUGAUUUGUUUGAAAUGUAUUCAUAUUAUUUUUGCGUGCCAGGCUAUUCAUUCUUUUUCCUGAUAAAUGAAUGGCGGUACUAAAAUGACUUUUCCGACUCUAUUUAGAUUCUAGUGCCAAUACGUUUUCAUUCAUGCAUCAUUAGACCAGCUAUAGAAAGUGCUGUGUAUACCAUAUACCCAUAAAUAUGUUUUGCAUUAUAGAAGGACAUUGGUUUUGUUUGAAAAGACCGGUCGUUCUCCAACAAAGCUAGAAAGCUUUGCUUAUCGACUCUGGUCUUGAAUUUCCUUAACAUUGAUUUUGAACUAAAAUAUCACUAGGCCUCAAAUAUAACUUUAUAAUAUUAUUAGAUGUUACCAGAUCAUAUCGUUAUAUCGCACACCUGGUUUUGGAAAAAGCAACAAAUGCGUGUCGAGGCUGAAUUCAACUGCAAAGUUUCUUGAACUACGAGACAACCAUGGUCUCCUCAUGCUAAUGUCAGCGCUACACAGACAGACACUACUAAAGCAUGUAUAUGCAGAGAUUCCAUUAGGUUACUCAAGUUCAAGACGAUUUUAUUCAACUAGUAAUAACUCUGUCCAUGCAGGCUUUAGAACCACACACUGUGGGUCGUAGUGAUAGCCUAAAAAGUAACACAAUAGUCCUACAAUUACCAAUGUCCUACAUUUGUUCUCAGUCUUUUCAAAUGUUAAUAGUUUACUUUUGUUCUGUAAUAACACAUGACAAUGUCUGUUUUUUAAUGUAAAAUGUCAAUUACAUUGUUUAUGUGUGUUUAUGACUAAUUUAAUUACAUUUGUUUUACAUUUUGGAAUGUAAACGAUAUAUAUAUAUAUAUAUCUGGUAGAAUCAAUAUUUGAGAUUCUUCCUUUACAAAAAUAGCUGACAUGGAAAUCUUCUCGUCUCCAGACGAAGAUGUCUGAAUGACAGGCGGUGUAGCCAACACGGCGUGCAUGGGCUCUUAUGAACCGUAUAAUCGACGGAAUAAGAAAAUCUCAUCCUUUCAGUUUUGUUCACACUAAUUUAAUUUGUUCAGUUGACUGUAUUGCGACGUUUCUUAACGGUCACAACAAGCUGAAAACAGCAGAGUCGCGUUUAAAGCUCUUCUUUGAACAGCGCAGGCGCCAGCCCUCCGUGCGCCUAGCUUGUCAAUGAAUAUUUAUGACUUGCGCUAGCAGCCAGUUAAACCCAGGCCGAGCUGUGUGUGUUGUUUUCAAUGAUAGAAAUUAAUGCGAACUUGCACGUUCCAACUAUGAAUUAUAUUUAAACGUUCAGGAAAGUAUUUGACCCAUGAAUACAGACAUGUGUCACUUUAUAACUUUAACACGCAGGUUAUUGCAAAGUCAAAUAUCCUGUUCCAAAUAUGAUUAUAGCAUAGUAUGGUCCAAUUAUAAUAUAGACGUCAAAUAUUCAAUUAAGAUGUUAAUGGAAAUCAAGGUUUUAUUAUUUGACUAACAGACCUACAAAACGGGUAAUACUAACUAUCGAACAAAGCCGUUAGCUACCAAAUAGCUGCUUACAUUUUCCAAUAUAUAUAUAUAUACAAGACAAUGUGUUUCAUCAUUUCAGAGUUAUUUCAAGUUCUGAACAAAAUUUAGAAGACAUUCUGUAUGAUUAUGUUCGUUAUUGUUAUACCCUAACCUUUUUUUUUCUGAUUGGGUGUUGGAGUGUAAACCUGGCAACUUGUUUCUAAUGCGCACUUGAUGUUGGCCUAUACAAUCCUCAAAUCUGUCAAGUUAUUAACAUAGUUGCCAGGCUGCAGGAAGGAUUAGUCUAGUAUCAAGUUACUGAGUUGACUAGUCUAUGUACUCGAGCUGAGGCGUUGGUUGAACCCGGCAGUACAUGGAGCCCCGGAGGUACACGGAGACCCAGUCGGAGAAGAGAAGGAAGGCGGUUGUGCCACUUGAUGAAUCAUGACUGCCCGUCCACGGUUCCACAUGUUCAUCCCACGGUGUUAACUAAAUGAAUAAGAUACAUAUUUAGUCGUAAGACUACAUGCUGAUAUGUAUAGGGUAGCGUAUGUGUUUCCCCCCCACCUCAAUGAUGGUGUAGACAUGUUUAGUGCGCAGAUUUUCCCAAUAGACAAUUGAUCUGAUGAUUGAACAUUUGUGUCUUUAGUUUGGAUAGUUUAGUCCUUAUUAUGGUAACAGGUGAAAAAAAAAAAAGCAUCGGUGUGAUUACACGUUUUUUUUUUUUUGUUGACCUUGGCAGAAAUGUGUAUUUAUUAUAAUGAUUGUGAUGAUUCUGCUAAUGUUCUGUUUGUUAUCGUGUCGUUAUCUCUUCUGUGUGGUUUCUUUUCAUGAACCCAAGGCAAAUAAAGACAUCCUGCGUUUACA